UCCCCGCCCGUUGGGGGGGCCGGGGGAGCAGAGACCCCCCCGCGGCCCCACCUGUAGGAUGGGAGGUGGCUGAGCCCCCCCGCCUCCCCCGCCCCUUCUUCUCCGUCCUGCCCCCCCGCCCCCCCCUUCGCCAUGGGCUGUAACAUGUGCCUGGUGCAGAAGCCCGAGGAGCAAUACAAGGUCAUGCUGCAGGUGAACGGGAAGCAGCUCUCCAGGCUGUCCCAGGAGCAGACGCUGGAAGCCCUUCGCUGCUCCAAGGAGCCGCUGGUCAUCCAGGUUCUGCGGCGCAGCCCCCGGGCGCGGGGCGGGGGGGAGGGGGCCGCCCCCCCCGGGGACCCCGCCACCCUGGUGGACAGCGGGACGCAGACGGACAUCACCUUCGAGCACCUGCUGGCGCUGGGCCGGCGGCGCCCCCCCAGCCCUCCCGCCGGGACCCUGGAGACCUUCGGGAUCCCCGAGCUCCCCCCCUUUGGGCAUGAAUACUAUGACCCUGUGGAGUUCAUGGAAGGGGGCCCCACAGAGACAGAGCGGGCAGAGGAACUCGAGUAUGAGGAGGUGGAAUUGUACAAAUCGAGCCACCGGGACAAGCUGGGGCUGACGGUUUGUUACCGGACGGACGACGAGGACGACGUGGGAAUCUAUGUUGGAGAGGUGAAUCCCAACAGCAUCGCCGCCAAGGACGGACGCAUCCGAGAGGGCGACCGCAUCGUCCAGAUUAACGGGGUGCAGGUCCAGGACCGCGAGGAAGCCGUCGCCAUCCUGACCCAGGAGCAACAAACGAACAUCUCGCUGCUGCUGGCCAGGCCCGAGACCGAGCUCUCCCGGCGCUGGAAGGACAGUGACCGUGACGAUUUCCUGGACGACUUCGGCUCUGAGCACGAACGCGAAAUGAGACCCCGAGCGACCCCUGGGCAGCAGCCUGCCGCGGCCCCCGCCCCGCCCAGCGCCGGCCCCCCGCUCCCCCACAGCCAGGAGCUGGACAGCGGGGUGGGCCGGACGGACGAGAGCACCCGGAACGAGGAGAGCUCGGAGCACGACCUGCUGGGGGACGAGCCCCCCAGCUCGGCCGGCACCCCGGCCCCCCAGCGUCGCCCGGCCCCGCUGCAGGCCCGGGACUUCCACUUCAGCCUGGACUCGCUGCUGCCUGCGCCCGAGGUGCCGGGGCUGACGGACGCCGAGUCCGAGCGGUACCGGGAGCUGCUGGAGCUGCGGGGGCACCUGGCCAACGGGAACGGCCCCGGCCCCUUGCACCCCGGCCUGGACCUCGACCUCAACCGCAACCGCGCGGUGCUGCUGGAGGAGGAGCUGCGGCACCUGCAGUUCAAAUGCCGCAACAUCCUGCGGGCGCAGAAGAUGCAGCGGCUGCGGGAGCGCUGCCUCAAGGCCUGGCUGCUGGAGGAGGAUGGGGGCCCCCCCCCGGCCGGCGAGGGGCCCCCCCCGGCCCCGCUGGCCGACAUCACCGAGGUGCCCGAGCGCUCGGAGAAGGACAGCACCAGCGCCUACAACACGGGCGAGAGCUGCCGGAGCACCCCGCUGCUGGAGAGCCCCGGCCCGCGCCCCGACCCCCCGCCCAAGCCGGGCCGGCUCCGGCGCCCCCGGGAGGGCAGCCCCGGGCUGGCGCGCCGGGCGCGGGACGAGAGCCCGGCGCCCGGCGGGCUGGCGGGCGGUGCCCGGGCGGAGUGGAAGGGGAAGGCGCGGGGCGAGGGCACCCGGCGCCCGGGCCGGGACCGGCUGCUCAAGGCGCGGGCGCUGAAGAUCCGGGAGGAGCGGAGCGGCAUGACCACGGACGACGAUGCCGUCAGCGAGAUGAAGAUGGGCCGGUACUGGAGCAAGGAGGAGCGCAAGCAGCAGCUGCUGCGGGCCCGGGAGCAGCGCCGGCGCCGGGAACUCAUGCUGCAGAGCCGGCUCGACUGGCAGCGGGAGGCGGGGGGGGCCCCGGGGGCCCCCGACCAACUCACCAUCCUGGCACUCAGCCACCGCAAGAGCCUCAAGAAGCGCAGCCGGCGCAUCCUGGACAAUUGGAUCACGAUCCAGGAGAUGCUGGCGCACGGCGCCCGCUCGGCCGACGGGCACCGGGUCUACAAUCCGCUGCUGUCCGUCACCACCGUCUGAGGGGGCGGGGCCCGGCCUGGAGACUCGCUUUCUCCCCCAUGUGCCAGGAUGUGGGGGUGAGCCUGCCUCCCCCACGUCGCCACCAUCGGAGGAC
Messenger RNA from Malaclemys terrapin pileata, 2206 nucleotides. RefSeq names its product PDZ domain containing 4 (gene PDZD4). Gene Ontology annotation, molecular function: protein binding. The record is from RefSeq and is a predicted model, not a curated record. Lineage: Eukaryota; Metazoa; Chordata; Testudines; Emydidae.